UGCUGUCAUUUUAUCCUGUAAAUUUCAAGAAGGAAACUGGAAUUUUUCUAAUAGGAUAAUUAACAGUGGGAAAAGCUUCUCUCCUCCCUCGCCUAAUCUGCAUGAACACAGCCUGCCCUCCUUGCCACUCAGUGCAGGGCAGAAGCAGCAGUAAUUUCUAUCACAUGUUCAUAUGGAGCUAUGGAUGAUUCAUCAUCAUCUUCAUCUCUAGGAUGCUGCGCACUGAGAUCCUGAAUGAGAGGGGGCUGGGAUCUUAUUAAAUCCUAGGCUUGCCUGGCUAUACCAAAACAUCACAGAUCUCACUGAGAAAUAAACAUGGAAGACAUACUGAAAAAACUGCAGAAAGAGGCGACUGGAAAUAAACACAGAGCUAUAAAGGAAAAUUGUUCCUUAGCUAUUGAAAUCCUGGACACUCCAGAGGGUGUAACAAAAAUCACUCCUUACCAGCUAAGAGAGAAAUGUCUUUUGCCCCUUCAACUUGCUUUGGAGUCAAAGAAUGUGAAGCUGGCUCAACAUGCCUUGGCAGGAAUGCAGAAGCUACUGGCUGAUGACAGAUUUGUAUCCGUGGAAACAGACACUGAUGAGCGACAGUUGCUUAACCAGAUGCUAAAUUCUGUUAAAGUGACUCCAUCUCUCCACGAAGAUCUCCAGGUUGAAGUUAUGAAGGUUUUGCUGUGCAUCACUUAUACAUCAACAUUUGAGCUAAACGGAAGUUCAGUGCUAAAAAUUGCUGAGCUGUGUUUGGCAUGCCAUAAAACCGGAUCCCCACGUUUACAUGAAAUGAUCAAAGCGUCUCUUGCACACAUCCUAAUUGCCCUGUGCCAUCGUGUAUUUGAUGCUAUAUCGCCCCCUGCUUUUCCAGAGAUAUGCAUCGAAACCUAUGUUUCAAGUUGUCACCAACGAAGUAUAAACACGGCCGUGAGGGCGACGCUCAGCCAGAUGUUAAGUGACUUAACAUUACAGUUACGCCAAAAACAGGAAGGACCGAACACCAAAGCUCAUGAAGACCUCCUGGAAUUCAAAUCCCAAGAAACGGGGCCCUCUGUAGAGUCUCUCUGUGAUGACAUUGUGUCUGUGCUCACUGUCCUGUGUGACAAGCUUCAAGCAAUCAUUAAUGAAAACCAUCCAUUGCAGCUGCUUUAUCUAGAGUGCAUAUUAUCCAUGCUGAAUAGUUCAUCUCCCACAAUGAACCUUCACAAAGGCUUCACUGACCUUAUAUGGAAACAGCUAUGCCCAGAACUUGUGGUUAUCCUGGGAAACCCAGUUCAUGACAAGACUGUAACAUCUGCACACAACAACACUUGUGUUGACUCUGAAUUUCACUCCACUGGAGUAGCAGAUCAGGGCCGGGGCUCUGCAUGUUCAUCUACAGCACCAGCUCUCAGUGGUCCAGUUGCUCGGACAAUCUAUUACAUUGCAGCUGAGUUAGUCCGACUCAUGGGCUCAGUUGAAUCAAUGAGGCCUGUGCUACAGUCUCUCUAUCACCGUAUACUGCUGUAUGCUCCACCCCAGAAUCGUGUUGAGGCCAUCAAAAUUAUGAAAGAGAUACUCAGCAGCCCUCAGAGGCUUUUUGAUUUAGCCGGUCCAUGCCAUUCUGAACCAGAAACAAGAAAACGGUCUAUUUCAAAGAGAAAGUCUCAUUUGGACCUUCUUAAGCUAAUCAUGGAUGGAAUGACAGAGGCAUGCAUGAAAGGAGGCAUAGAGGCAUGUUUUGCAUCGGUAUCUUGUGUCUGCGCUUUGCUUGGAGCAUUAGAUGAGCUUAGCCAAGGAAAAGGCCUGAAGGAGGAUCAGGUUCAGCAUCUUCUUAGACGUCUAGAUGAUUUAAGAGAUGGAGCAGAGUCUAGUAGAGAGUCCAUGGAAAUUAAUGAGGCAGAUUUCAGAUGGCAGAGGCGCAUUCUUUCUUCGGAGCACACGCCUUGGGAACUAGGAACAGAAAAGAGUCCUGAUAUUAGUAUUAGUGUAACUACAGACACUGGCCAGACCACAUUAGAAGGAGAUAUGGGGCAGACAACUCCAGAAGAUAACCUUGAAGGCCCUGGAAUCAACUUGCACUCCCCAGUUAACAGAGAUCACCGAGAUAAGGAUCCAGAGUUAGAUGUAGUAGAUCAACCUGAUGUUGUCCAGAGAAGCCACAUGACAGUAUAUCCGGACAUAACAAACUUUCUGUCUGUGGAUAGCAGGACAAGGUCCUACGGCUCAAGAUACAGUGAGAGUAAUUUUAGUGUUGAUGAACAAGAUCUUUCUCGGACUGAAUUUGACUCUUGUGAUCAGUAUUCCAUGGCAGCAGAAAAGGAUUCAGGAAGAUCUGAUGUGUCUGAUAUUGGCUCUGAUAACUGUUCCCUAGCUGACGAAGAUCAGACCCCUCGUGACUGUCCAGGUCACAGAUCUUUGCGGACUGCAGCUUUGUCAUUGAAACUGCUGAAAAACCAGGAGGCAGAUCAGCACAGUGCAAGGCUCUUUGUACAAUCCCUGGAAAGUCUUAUUCCAAGGCUUCUGACACUGCAGAGAAUGGAAGAGGUUGACUCCGCUUUGCAGAACUUUGCACAAACAUUUUGUUCAAGUCUGCAAGCAGGUGUGAUGCAUUCGCCAGGAUUUGAAAAUAACAGCAGCCUAAGUUUCCAAACACUGUUGAACGCAGAUAGUCUUUAUAUUGUGUCAUAUUAUGCACUUCUGUUAAACCUAAAGCUGUCAAACAGUGACUACUACAGGAAGAAAUCUUCCAUGGCCCCUGUUACACUUAAGGAGUUUAUGAAGCAGGUACAGUCCAGUGGAGUACUUAUGGUGUUCUCACAAGCAUGGAUAGAGGAGCUUUACCACCAAGUCUUGGACAGAAACAUGCUGGGGGAAUCAGGGUACUGGGGGAGUACUGAGGGACACUGCCUCCCCAUUAUUGCUAUGCUUAAUAACAUUGAUGGUUUGGGUAGCAGUGCUAUUGGUGGCCAACUUUUAGCAUCUUCAUCACUUCCACUUCCUCCUGAGAAGAACAUGGAUGCUACAGCAUUGGCAGGUGUUGCUUUUGCACGGUAUAUAUUGAUUGGCUGCUGGAAGAAUUUAAUUGACACACUGUCUGCACCACUUACUGGUCGUAUGGCAGGAAGCUCCAAAGGACUUGCAUUUAUUUUGGGUGCAGAAGGAGUGAAAGAGCAAAAUCAGAAGGAGAGGGAUUCCAUUUGUAUGAGUCUGGAUGGGCUCAGAAAAGCUGCUCGGCUUAGCUGUGCCUUAGGAGUGGCCGCAAAUUGUGCAUCGGCAUUGGCUCAAAUGGCAGCUGCAUCUUGUGUUCAAGAGGAGAAGGACGAUAAAGACACUGGAGAGCACAGUGAUACAAUAACACAAGUGAAACAGAAAGUGGAGCAAAAACUGGAACAGAUGGGAAAACUAGGAGGUUAUCGCCUGCACACUGCGCACGUUCUCUGCAUGGAUGCAAUUCUUAAUGUUGGCCUAGAAAUGGGAAGUCACAAUCAGGACUGUUGGCCUCAUGUGUUCAGGGUUUGUGAAUACAUCAGCACCUUGGAACACACACAUUUCAGUGAUGGCACAUCCCAACCUCCUAUAACUAUCACCCAAUCUCAGAAACCUUCAGUAGACUCUGAGGGAGUGCCUGCAGAUUACUCACAAGAGCAUGCCACACCACAAGAGGGCACUCUCGGCAAGAGCCCUGUCAUACAGCCAGUGCCUAUCCAUGAGCUAAUCAAGGAAGGCACCAAAGGAAGAGCUUUUGACUUCCGUGGGACCAGCUUGAUGAGUGGUAGCAAUGCAGCUAAAGCUGUCUGCACAUUGUCAACACAAGUAGACAAGCUCUUUGAAAAUUCUGCUGACAAACUUAAUUUAAUGGCUCUGAGUGGGUUCCUUUACCAGCUGAAGAAAGCCUCCCAGUCUCAGCUUUUUCAUUCUGUUACUGACACAGUGGAUUACUCUCUUGCCAUGCCAGGUGAAAUAAAAUCCACUCAGGACAGAAAAAGUGCUCUUCAUCUGUUCCGCUUGGGUGAUGUAAUGCUACGUAUUAUCCGCAGUAAAUCACGCCCACUACUUCAUAUUAUGCGCUGUUGGAGUGUGGUGGCCCCUCAUUUUGUAGAGGCUGCAUGUCACAAAGAAAGGCAUGUUUCACAGAAGGCUGUCUCCUUUAUCCAUGAUAUUAUGACUGAAGUUCUCACAGACUGGGUUGAGCCACCACAUUUUCAUUUUAAUGAAGCUCUCUUCAAGCCAUUUGAGCGUAUCAUGCAGCUGGAGCUUUGUGAUGAAGAUGUACAGGACCAGGUGGUCACAUCAAUUGGGCAACUGGUAGAGGUAUGUGCUCCCCAGAUCCAAUCAGGAUGGAGACCUCUGUUCAGUGCUUUGGAAACUGUACACAGUAGCAAGUCAGAUGUCAAGGAGUACCUUGUUGGAGAUUACACCAUGGGGAAAUGCCAGGCUCCAGUGUUUGAUGUCUUUGAAGCUUUUCUAAACACAGACAACAUCCAAGUGUUUGCCAAUGCAGCAACCGAUUACAUUAUGUGCCUUAUGAAGUUUGUCAAGGGAUUAGGGGAGGUGGACUGCAAAGAGAUUGGAGACUGUGUGCUUGGACCUGGUUCAUCAUCCACAGAUUUGUGCCUUCCAGCAUUGGAUUAUCUAAGAAGAUGUUCACAGUUACUGGCUAAAAUCUACAAAAUGCCAUUAAAGCCUAUAUUCUUAAGUGGGCGCCUAACUAAUAUGCCUCGUCGGAUUCAGGAACGAUCAGCCAGCAGUGAAGAUGGCAUUGAAGCUGUUCUUUCAGAGUUUGAUGAUGACACUGGUCUUAUAGAAGUAUGGAUCAUUCUCCUAGAGCAGCUUACUGCAGCAGUGUCUAACUGUCCCCGUCAGCAUCAGCCUCCUACCUUGGACUUGCUCUUUGAGUUGCUAAGGGAAGUCGCUAAGAUACCAGGCCCAGGGUUUGCUAUUUAUGCCGUUGUCCAUCUUCUUUUGCCUGUAAUGUCAUUGUGGUUAAGUCGCAGUCAUGGAGAUCACUCUUAUUGGGAUGCUGCUUCAGCAAACUUCAAACACGCUAUUGGUUUGUCUUGUGAACUAGUGGUGGAGCAUAUUCAAAAUUUUAUUAAUUCAGAUAUUGGCUAUGAGAACAUGAUUAACACAAUGUUGAAAGAGCUUUUCAAGCUGCUUGUAGCUUGUGUGGCAGAACCCACCGAAACUAUCUCCAGAGUUGGAUGUUCUUGUAUCAGGUAUGUCUUGGUUACGGCAGGGCCUGUUUUUACUGAAGAAAUGUGGAGACUUGCUUGUUGUGCUCUGCAAGAUGCCUUUUCUGCUACACUGGAGCCAAUGAAGAGUCUAUUGGGGUAUUUUCACAGUGGCUCAGAAAGUUUUUCUGGCGAUGCCUGUGAGGUAAAGGUAGCUGCUCCGUCUCUCUCGCCAAAUGCUGAAGCUGAAUACUGGCGGAUUAGAGCUAUGACUCAGCAGGUGUUCAUGUUGGAUGCACAGUGUUCACCAAAAACCCCAAACAACAAGGAAGGCUUUGAGCAUGCACAGUCUUGUGUGCUCAUUAUUGAAAUCCCGCCUGAAGAGAAACCAAAUGGUCACACCCAAAAAAGUAUUCCAUUUCGGACUAUUGUGGUCAGUCUGCUUUCCCACCAAGUACUCCUGCAAAACCUAUAUGACAUUUUGUUGGAAGAAUUUGUAAAAGGACCAGUGAAUGUGGAUGACAAAACAGUUCCAAUGCAGGAAUCUAAAACUGUUGGAUUCCUUAGAUACAUCUCAAUGCAGAAUCUGGCUGUUAUUUUUGACCUGUUAUUGGACUCAUAUCGGACUGCAAGAGAGUUUGAUGCCAGGCCAGGAUUGAAAUGUCUUCUUAUGAAAGUUUCUGGGAUAGGUGGAGCAGCUAACCUAUAUCGCCAGUCAGCUAUGAGCUUUAACAUCUACUUCCAGGCAUUGGUUUGUGCACUGCUGACCAACCAGGAACACAUCACUGCAGAUCUUGUGAAAAAGAUCCUUUUUGAAGAUGAGGAACACAGUUCUGAUUCUUCACAGCAGUGCUCUUCAGAAGAUGAAGACAUUUUUGAGGAAACUGCACAAGUGAGUCCCCCAAGAGGAAAGGAGAAGAGGCAGUGGCGUUCUAGGAUUCCAUCCCUGAGUGUCCAGCCAGUCAGCAAUGCUGACUGGGCCUGGUUAGUAAAAAGGCUUCACAAACUCUGCAUGGAACUUUGUAAUAACUACAUUCAGAUGCACUUAGACCUGGAAAACUAUGAUGACCCCCCUGGUAUUAAAGGAGAUCCUUUUUUCAUCUUGCCAUCGUUUCAGUCAGAGACCUCAACUCCAUCUACAGGAGGACUGUCAGGGAAAGAUACACCUUCAGAAGAUGAAAGGCACCAGAUAAAGGACCAGUUGUCAGAGAACGUGACACCUAUCGGUUCCUAUGCAGGUACAAUACAACAAAGUCCCAAGUUAGAGAAGAGGGAACAUGGUAGAAAGAAAGAAUGGUGGGAGAGUGCUGGGAACAAAAUCUACACUAUAGCUACUGACAAAACUAUAGCAAAAUUAAUGACCGAGUACAAAAAAAGAAAGCAACAACAUAACCUGACUACUUUCAUUAAGGAAACCAAGGCAGAAAAGAAAGGAGAGACAUUAUGUUCUCGAGGACAUGAUUCCCCUAUUCCUCAAAGACCGCAGCAUCUAGUGGACCAGACUCAAAUGAGACAUUCUUUUAGUGCAGGUCCAGAAAUCCUUCGUCAGGAGAAGAGAUCUCGCUCAGGAUCCACCGUUAGCACUUUCAAUGUUUCAACAAGAGAUGCAGAGGCACAGAUACAGGCUUGGACCAACAUGGUACUAACGAUUCUCAAUCAAAUACAGAUCCUUCCAGACCAGAUGUUUACGGCCCUGCAGCCUGCAGUAUUUCCCUGUAUCAGUCAGCUUACUUGCCAUGUAAACGAUAUACGUGUACGACAAGCGGUCAGGGAAUGGUUAGGAAGAGUAGGGAGAAUUUACGAUAUUAUUUUAUAAGGAAUUCAUGUGCUGCUUUAUUAGUAAAGUAAAUGUAGGUUCCAUCAUUUUUAGUUUUCAAAAAACUAUUUCCAAAUAAAUUACAAUUACUAAAAGUUUAUUACCUUUUGUAAAUUAAAAGAGGCAUGUUUAUGUAAAAAAAAACUAAAUGAAAAACUUAAUCCAAGUUACCACUUCAAUAUAAGAUCUGCUGUGUAUCUAUAAUUUAUUUAUUUUUAUUUUGCCAUAUUCUUUAUGAGGGCAAAUUUAGGUUUUUGCUUGUGAGAAAACCAUUUUAGCUAUGACUCACACUGUUCAUAUGACACCUUUUAAAUAUAGCUCUUGAGUUUACAUAUACUGUAUAUAUAUAAUAUUUCACACUGCAAAUGAUAAAAUGGGCCAUGAUUUUGCUUUGAGUUUUUGUCCUAUUAUAUCUAUUCAGAAGGAUACUCUGCACUGUUCCUUUUCCUCAGGAGAAUUCUAUAUUUAUCAUUGGCUUUACCACUCAUGUACAACAAGGUAGAUUCAGUUCGUAUAUGAGAAAUGUGAGAAAAGAAAUCAUUAUUUUUUUACAUUACAUCUCUUUGAUGACAUAUCUAAUGUUUGCAUUUUCAGCUAUUUUUAAGAUAUAUUUAUGGAAAUUAAUGUAAGCUGAAACUGACUGCCUAGCUAAGCAAGAACAGCUAAACUGCUAUUGUAUGAAGCUAUUAAAAAAAUGACGUGGAACAUUUAUAGAAGAUUGAAAACUUGACAUGAAACAGAUUAGUGCUAUUUAUUGUAGUGGUACUCAAAUCUAUCUAGUUUUUUGUUUUCUUUUAAAAGUAAAGGCACAGUGUAAUGUCAUUUUUUCCCCUUAAUGUGUUUAUAAUAGCCGCAGUAUAAAAUGUAUGUAAAAUUGCUUCUUUAGGUUUGUUUUUGUAUAUUAAAUACUUAGUUCUGUUGUUUGAAACCACAACCCAUUUCACACUUUUUGUGUGCACACACAUGCUUCUUUAUAUUAUUUAUGUAUGUAUAACAAAGCCCAAUACUUAGAUAGAACAAUGGAAAUUUAACAUUUGCAAUACACUGUAACUUUAAAGCAUGGACAAAUUUGUUUAUUACUUGCGCUCUUAGUACAUUGUGUUCCAAAUCAAUGGUUGCCUUAUAUUGCUUGCCACAAUUUGAAAAGUAACUUGUCCAUAUGAAUAAACACAACAUACUUACUUUAUUAAAAUUGGACAUCACAGUGUCGCUGGUAAAGCCUCUGCCAUAUCUCACACAAACUUUUUGUUUAUGUCUAAACUGUAUACAUGCAAUGAUUUGUUUGCCAUGUCUAUUUGUUAUACUUAACCAUGCUGGCCAAUACAAUUCUGUUCAAAUCUCUUAAA
Messenger RNA from Bombina bombina (fire-bellied toad), 8306 nucleotides. It is a transcript of the gene ARFGEF3, whose product is annotated as ARFGEF family member 3. Gene Ontology annotation, biological process: regulation of ARF protein signal transduction. The record is from RefSeq and is a predicted model, not a curated record. Gene Ontology annotation, molecular function: guanyl-nucleotide exchange factor activity. Bases 316 to 6960 code for a protein of 2214 amino acids. Lineage: Eukaryota; Metazoa; Chordata; Amphibia; Anura; Bombinatoridae. The transcript is spliced from 35 exons.